AUGAGCACCCCAAAUUCCCAAUUCCAUUCCCACCCACUACUGCGGCUGUGGUUGCCAGUAAUCCAACUAGUCAUCUUGGCCGCCGCGGCUGAGCAGCAGCAAGGUUGCCGUGACAAGUGCGGCCACGUCAGCAUCCCCUUCCCUUUCGGCAUCGGCCGCGGCUGCUUCCGCCAUGGCUUCGAGGUCGUGUGCAACGACUCCUCGUAUCCCCCUCGCGCCUUCCUUGCUGGCAAAAGAAUAUCCAGGUUGUCGUCGUCCCCACUAGAUCCCGAGAACGGGAGCGAUUGGUCCUUCUCGUCGAUCGAGCUUGUGAGCAUAUCAGUCGCCACGGGCAAGGCACGGGUGUACGCCCCGGUCUCGUACCUCUGCAGCACAAAUCUCAACAGGACCUUCUCCGCGAUCUACAAUAUUCACUUGGCCCACACGCCGUUCGCCGUGUCGGCGACGCGCAAUAUUCUCGUCGGCGUCGGCUGGAGAGUCGAUGCUUUCGUGACUUUCAUCGACUUUCCGCUGAGGUGGCCGUAUACGGUUAUGUUCGCCUGCAGUGCUCGUGCACGCAAUCUCCUGCCAAGUGUGACCCCAACAAACGGGUCGUGCACGGGGAGGGGCUGCUGCCACACCACCAUCCCACCGGACAACAACCUCGGCAACUUGUUAAGCUUUUCUGUCAAGGGCGAGGUCCCCAACGAGCGGUGGGAAGACUACCCGUGCUCCUACGCCAUGCUGGUGGACAAGUCAUGGUACAACUUCUCUACGCCAGACAUGGAGGGCAACAGGACGCUACUCAAAAGGUUCCCCCGGGGCGUCCACAUCGCGCUCGAUUUCGCCGCCGGGAACACUUCGUGUCCGGCCAAGGGACAGCCACCCCCUCCGGACUACGCCUGCAUCAGCGGCAACAGCUCUUGCGCCAACUCAACACAUACUCCAGGCUAUAUCUGCAAGUGCUGGGACCAUUACGCUGGCAACCCUUACAUCACUCACGGAUGCCAAGAUAUUGAUGAAUGCAAGCUCCCGCAUGUGUAUCCCUGCUCAAAUGGCGGGAUCUGCAAAAACAGGCUCGGAGGCUAUGACUGUCCAUGCAAGUUCGGGAUGAAAGGCGACGGCAAAGCGGGAACCUGCUCAGAUAUAUUCACUCCAGCGGCCAAGGCGGCUGUGGGUGCCAUUGGCGGUAUUCUUCUGAUGGCUGUUUUAUCAUUUCUUCUUAUUCUUCACAAAGAGAAAAAGAAGACGGAAGAAUUCUACAAAAAGAAUGGUGGCCCUACAUUAGAGAAGGCAGAUGUCAUUAAACUUUUCAAAAAGGGGGAGCUCAAGCCAAUUUUGAGGAGUAGUAACUUAAUUGGAAAAGGUUACUUUGGUGAAGUUUACAAGGGCCUUCUUGACAAUAAAUUAGUUGCAAUAAAGAAGCCGAUUAAUGGUAGUGUGCUAGAGAGUGAACAAUUUGCAAAUGAAGUCAUCAUCCAAUCUAGAGUCAUUCACAAGAACAUUGUCAGGCUCAUUGGUUGUUGCCUUGAAGUUGAUGCCCCUAUGCUGGUCUACGAGUUUAUCUCUCAAGGUAGCCUCCUUGACAUCCUUCACAACAGUAAUAACAAGGUGGCCCUCAACUUGGAUACACGUUUAAGUAUUGCAGCACAAUCAGCGGACGGUCUAGCUUAUAUGCACUCAAAAACAAAUAGUACAAUUCUACAUGGUGAUGUUAAACCAGCAAAUAUACUCCUGGAUGAUAACUUUGUUCCCAAGAUUUCAGACUUCGGCAUAUCUAAGUUGAUUCAGAGAGACAAGCAACACACUGGACAAGUCAUCGGCGACAUGAAUUAUAUGGAUCCAGUAUAUCUACAAGAAGGCCGACUCACUGAAAAAAGUGAUGUCUAUAGUUUCGGAAUUGUGAUCCUAGAGCUUAUUAGUAGGAGGAGGGCCAUACAUUCUGAGAAUAAUAGCUUGGUAAAAGGCUUUCUUGAAGCACAUAAGAAACAGAAGAAAACGACUGAGUUUUAUGACAAGGAAAUUGCAAUAACAAAAGAUUUGGAGCUUCUUGAUAGUCUGGCAGAUAUAGUCGUGGAAUGCCUUAGCCUUGAUGUAGACCAAAGACCAACGAUGAUGGAGGUAGCGGAGCAACUGCUCGUACUAGGCCGGUCUCGUAAAGCGUAG
This is a messenger RNA of Triticum turgidum subsp. durum (durum wheat), 2145 nucleotides long. NCBI's taxonomy places the organism in Eukaryota, Viridiplantae, Streptophyta, Magnoliopsida, Poales, Poaceae. The record is from the annotation of a GenBank genome assembly.